CCAUUCCCAUCCAGAGACGUCGCGAUGAAGAUGAUGAUGAUGAUGAUGAUGCGCGCACCAUGGUGGAUUUCCCUUUUGUGCGUCUGUGGUUUGAUGCACGUCGGUCACCAGAGCAACCCCCAUUCCCAGAAUGGUGACGCUUCGUCGAACGUCAAUACGCCUCGUAAGGGAGGCGGCACGUUGGGCAAGAAGAAGCAGGACACGGUGCCCGUCCGCCUGCUCUACAGCAGACACAACCAUAGCAUGAUCGGCCACCAUGAGCUCAGCACACGUGUCAUAGGCAGCCCCGAAUCCACACAGGUGAACCAUGUGGCCCAGGCCAGCUUUCAAGUGGAGGCUUUUGGCAGGAAGUUCACCUUGGACGUGGAGCUCAAUCAUGAUCUGCUGUCUUCAGAGUACGUGGAAAAGCAUUUGUCAGAGAAACGGAAGACAGUCGUCACCGCUGGAGGAGAGCACUGCUACUACCAGGGGAAAGUCAGAGACAUUCCUCACUCCUUCGCAGCUCUGUCGACUUGUCAUGGCCUACAUGGGAUGUUUUUCGAUGGCAAUCACACGUAUCUGAUCGAACCUGGAGGAGAGGGCGGCGGUAACCACGGCGAUGUCCACUUGAUGUACAAAUCUGGAGGACCGGUUGAACUUCAUGACUUGACUUUGAGCGGUAACCGUCCUGAGCCACCCUUUCCCAGUCCUCCAUUUCCUGGCUCAAGAGUUGUUCGCAGGAGAAAGAAGAGACAGGCUCCAUACAUGUCCCGAAGUGUGGAAGAUGAGAUCAAAUACAUUGAGUUGAUGGUCAUCAAUGACCAUCUAAUGUACAAGAAGCAUCGCCUCUCCGUUGGCCACACCAAUAACUAUGCUAAGUCAGUGGUCAAUAUGGCUGACAUGAUUUUCAAGGAACAGCUAAAUACCCGCAUUGUGCUGGUCGCCAUGGAAACGUGGUCCGCUGACAACAAAUUCAGCAUCGACGACGACCCCAUGGUUACCCUGAGGGAGUUCAUGAAGUACCGCAAAGAUUUCAUCAAGGAGCGAUGCGACUCUGUGCACCUCUUUUCAGGGAACCGUUUUCACAGCAGCUGGGGCGGUGCUUCCUACAUGGGAGGCGUUUGCUCUCUCACCAAAGGGGGAGGUGUCAAUGAGUAUGGAAAAACAGAUGAGAUGGCCAUAACUCUGGCUCAGUCCCUGGGGCAGAACAUUGGCAUUUUCUCUGACAAGAAGAGGAUCCUUAAUGGAGAGUGCAAGUGUGAUGAUCGUUGGUCAGGCUGCAUCAUGGAUGAUGUUGGCUUCUACCUGCCCAAGAGGUUCUCCGACUGCAACGUGGAGGAAUACUACAACUUCCUAAACAGUGGUGGAGGAACCUGUCUGUUCAACAAGCCCCUCAAACUGCUGGACCCUCCUGAAUGUGGUAAUGGCUUUGUGGAUCCAGGGGAGGAGUGCGACUGUGGCAGCCCGGUGGAGUGUGCAAAAGAGGGAGAGAACUGCUGUAAAAAGUGCACCCUGACUCAAGGCUCUAAAUGUAGCAACGGACUCUGCUGCAACAACUGCCAGAUGGAAUUCUUGGGGGUCGUGUGCCGGGAUUCAGUGAACGACUGUGACAUCCCGGAAAACUGCACAGGAAACUCCAGCCAGUGUCCACCAAAUGUGCAUAAGAUGGAUGGCUACACGUGUGAAAAAGACCAAGGGCGCUGUUUUAAUGGGCGAUGCAAAACCAAAGACAAGCAGUGCAAGUACAUUUGGGGAGAGAAGGCCACGGCGGCUGACAAGUUCUGUUACGAGAAGCUCAACAUUGAGGGCACAGAGAAGGGCAACUGUGGGAAGGACAGAGACACCUGGAUCCAAUGUAGCAAGCAGGACGUUCACUGCGGUUACCUGCUGUGCUCCAACAUCUCACCUGCCCCACGACUGGGAGAACUACAGGGAGGCCUCACCUCCUUCUCAGUGGCGAGACACAGCGCCUCUCUGGACUGCAGUGGGGCUCACGUUUUGAUUGAUGGAGACACCGACCUUGGCUACGUGGAGGAUGGCACGGCCUGUGGGACAGAGCGCAUCUGUUUCAACCACAAAUGUCUCCCCAUCCAGCAGUUCAACUUCAGCACCUGCCCCGGGACCACAGACAAAAGCAUCUGUUCGGGACACGGGGUGUGCAGCAAUGAGCUGAAGUGUGUGUGUUACCUGGGCUGGGCCGGAGAGGACUGUAACUCCACGUCAACUCUCAGCUAUCUUGUGGUGGGACCCACAGCCUCCGUUUCAGGCAUAACCAGUACCAACAUCAUCAUCAGUGCCAUCGUUGGCUCAAUCCUCUUCCUCGUUCUCAUACUGGCUGUGACGGCCUGGUGCUACAAGAGCUACAAGCAGAGACGCUACGUGGAGUCUGAGGUUCACCGAAGAUUCUGCCGGCAAAUGCCGCCAGGCGACUACGUGACGAAGCCGAGCGACGCCGACUCCUUUUACAGCGACAUGCCGCCCGGUGUGAGCACCAACUCGGGCUGCAGCUCCAAGAAGAGGUCAGCGUGUCUGUCGCACCUUCAGAUUUGCACCCUGUCCUUCACUCCCUCCAUCCCAUCCAUCACUCAGAACAUCUCACUGUUUGGCUUCAGAUCUAAUGGCCUGUCCCACUCGUGGAGCGAGAGAAUCCCAGAUGCCAAACACAUCUCAGACAUCUGUGAGAACGGGCGACCGAGGAGCAACUCGUGGCAAGGAAACAUGAGUGGACACCGUAAGAAAGUGAAAGGAAAGAAGUUCCGUGCUCGCUCGAACUCCACAGAAACCCUUUCCCCCGCCAAGUCUCCCACUUCCUCUACAGGAUCCAUUGCAUCUAGCAGGAGAUACCCUUACCCCAUGCCUCCUCUGCCCGACGACCAGAGGAAAGCAAACAGGCAGAGUGCCAGGCUGUGGGAGACAUCGAUAUAAGAGCAGAGAAAAACACACAUCACUUCACGGGAUGAAAACAUACGCACACACACAACAAGGAAACAAAAUAAACUCUGAACGUAGACCGGGAUGAGCGACAAGCAUCUCGUCAUUCAAGAUGCCGGAUGAACCACGGGCGGCGCAGAACUGGAACUACUCCCACCCAUGCCAAACCUUGAGCCAUCCUAUCCAAACACCCCUUGUGGUCCACACGUCCAUGCUGCAUCAGUGGAUCAAGUGCAGCAUUUGUGGGUACAAAGACUAAAUGCAUGAAGCAGCGCCAAAGGACCAUUUUGGACACAACGCAUGCGAGGGGACAUGCAUUUUCAUGUCUCUCUCUCUCUCUCUCUCUGUCGCUUUCACUCUCUUUCUAUUAUAACUAACAAUAUUGCAUCAUCACUCAUAAAAAGGGAAAAUGAACGCACACCCUCUUUCUCCACCUCCUCCUCCUCACUAUAUGUUGUAUACAUAUGUAAAGUAAAUUGUACUAAUUUGUAAUUACUGUAAGACCACUAAAAGAUUCAAUGUCCAUUCACAACAGAAUGUACAAACAUAUUUGGCCCAUUGCGGAAAGGGGGGACAUUUAGACCCAAACCCAAAGUUCUCAAACUUUUUGGGUCCAGGGGAGAACUUUUUUAAAGGACCCCCUCAUAAUGCCAAUCCUAAUCCUAAUGGCAAUUAAACGUGUACAUGCCAUGUGUACCUCUUAUUGCCAUGUAUGUAUCUAUAUACAGUAGGUACGGAAAGUAUUCAGACCCCCUUACAUUUUUUCACUCUUUGUUAUAUUGCAGCCAUUUGCUAAAAUCACAUUUCAUUUUUUUCCCUCAAUGUACACACAGAACCCCAUAUUGACAGAAAAAAAUGGAAUUGUUGAAAUUUUUGCAGAUUUAUUAAAAAAGAAAAACUGAAAUAUCACACAGCCAUAAGUAUUCAGACCCUUUGCUGCGACACUCAUAUAUUUAACUCGGGUGCUGUCCAUUUCUUCUGCUCAUCCUUGAGCUGGUUCUACACCUUCAUUGGAGUCAAGCUGUGUUUGAUUAUACUGAUUGGACUUGAUUAGGAAAGCCACACACCAGUCUAAGUAAGACCUUACAGGGCACAGUGCAUGUCUGAGCAAAUGCAACUCAUGAGGUCAAAGGAACUGCCUGAAGAGCUCAGAGACAGAAUUGUGGCAAGGCACAGAUCUGGCCAAGCUUACAGAAAGAUUUCUGCUGCACUUAAGGUUCCGAAGAGCACAGUGGCCUCCAUAAUCCUUAAAUAGAAGACGUUUGGGACAACCAGAACCCUCCCUAGAAUUGGCCAUCCGGCCAAACUGAGCAAUCGGUGGAAAGGAGCCUUGGUGAGAAAGAUAAAGAAGAACCCAAAGAUCACCGUGACUGAGCUCCGGAGAUGCAGUCGGGAGAUGGGAGAAAGUCCUAGAAAGUCAACCAUCACUGCAGCCCUCCACCAGUCUAGGCUUUAUGUCAGAGUGCCCCGACGGAAGCCUCUCCUCGGUGGACGACACAUGAAGGCCCGCAUGGAGUUUGCUAAAAAAAACACCUGAAGGACUCCAAGAUGGUGAGAAAUAAGAUUCUAGAUAGAACUUUUUGGCCUUAAUUCUAAGCAGUAUGUGUGGAGAAAACCAGGCACUUCUCAUCACCUGUCCAAUGCAGUCCCAACAGUGAAGCAUGGUGGCGGCAGCGUCAUGCUGUGGGGGUGUUUUUCAGCUGCAGGGACAGGGAGACUGGUUGCAAUCGAAGGAAAGAUGAAUGCAGACAAGUACAGGGAUAUCCUGGACGAAAACCUUCUCCAGAGUGCUCAGGACCUCAGACUGGGCCGAAGGUUCACCUUCCAACAAGACAAUGACCCUAAGCAUACAGCUAAAAUAACGAAGGAGUGCCUUCAGAACAACUCUGUGACUGUUCUUGAAUGGCCCAGCCAGAGCCCUGACUUAAACUCAAUUGAGCAUCACUGGAGAGACCUGAAGAUGGCUGCCCACCAAUGUUCACCAUCCAACCUGACAGAACUGGAGAGGAUCUGCAAGGAGGAAUGGCAGAUGAUCCCCAAAUCCAGGUAUGAAAAACUUGUUGCAUCAUUCCCCAAAAGACUCAUGGCUGUAUUAGCUCAAAAGGAUGCUUCUACUAAAUACGGAGCAAAGGGUCUGAAUACUUAUGGCUGUAUGGCUAUUUCAGUUUAUCUUUUUUAAUAAAUCUGCAUAAAUUUCAACAAUUCUGUUUUGUUCUGUCAAUAAGAGGUGCUGUGUGUAGAUUAAUGAGGAAAAAAAUGAACUUAAAUAAUUUUAGCAAAUGGCUGCAAUAUAACAAAGAGUGAAACAUUUAAGGGGGUCUGAAUACUUUCCGUACCCACUGUAUGUACUUUUUAAAAAUGAUACAAGAUACUAAUUUAUUGUAAAUUAUUUUGUGGUCCCAAAGCUACGGCUCACCAACCCCCAGUUUGAGAAGCACUGCUUUACCCGCCCUUAAAAGCCUUCUUCAGUCCCAUUCCGCCAUGCGUUUGUUGUACCUCUCACUCAUUGUCUUACAUCAUUUUUUAGGUCGACCCCUUGCCCGAGAGCACCUCCCCUUUCACAAUGAGACCAGAUAAACUGCUUGGUCUGAGUAUAAAGUGGGCUACACGUCCCCAUUUUUAACAUCGUAACCCAUUUUUGCGUUCGACUGUCACACACACACACACAGUCCCUUCCAAAAGCAUUGGAACGGCAAGGUAAAUUCCUUUGUUUAGGUUUCAGAUGAAAAGAUGAAUAUGAGACAAAAGUUCAGAAUUCCAGCUUUCAUUUCAUGGUAUUUACAUCUCGAUAUGUUAAACAAUUCAGGACAGAGCACAUUUUGCUUGAAGCCACCCACUUUUCAAGUGAGCAAAUGUAUUGGAACAGACGAUUGAAUUAACUCAAAGUGAAUAACAUUUAAUAUUUGGUGUCAUAACCCUUACUUGCAAUAACUGCAUCAAGCCUGCGACCCAUUGACUUCACCAGACUGUUGCAUUCUUCAUUUGAAAUGCUUUUCCAGGCCUUUGGUGCAGCCUCUUCCAGUUCUUGUUUGUUUUGGGGGGUUUCUCCCUUCAGUCUCCUCUUCAGGAGGUAAAAUGAAUGCUCUAUUGGUUUAAGGUUUGGUGAUUGACUUGGCCAAUCUAAGACCUUCCACCUUUUCCCCACUGAUGAAGUCCUUUGUUGUGUUGGUAGUGUUUAUUGGGUCAUUGUCUUGUUGCAUGAUGAAGCUGGCAAUUUAAAGAAAAAUGGAUACAAACUAAUCGGGACAAGCUUCAUCAUGCAACAAGACAAUGAACCAAAACACACUGCCAGCACAAAAAAGGACUUCAUCA
Messenger RNA from Phyllopteryx taeniolatus (common seadragon), 6222 nucleotides. It is a transcript of the gene adam22, whose product is annotated as ADAM metallopeptidase domain 22. The record is from RefSeq and is a predicted model, not a curated record. The coding region runs from base 25 to 2904 and encodes 959 amino acids. The transcript is spliced from 31 exons. Gene Ontology annotation, biological process: proteolysis. Gene Ontology annotation, cellular component: postsynaptic density membrane. Lineage: Eukaryota; Metazoa; Chordata; Actinopteri; Syngnathiformes; Syngnathidae. Gene Ontology annotation, molecular function: metalloendopeptidase activity.